This is a messenger RNA of Magallana angulata, 1304 nucleotides long. RefSeq lists its product as uncharacterized. The record is from RefSeq and is a predicted model, not a curated record. The transcript has 6 exons. NCBI's taxonomy places the organism in Eukaryota, Metazoa, Mollusca, Bivalvia, Ostreida, Ostreidae. Bases 232 to 1158 code for a protein of 308 amino acids.
UGUUGUUGUUUUAUUUGUAGCAAAAUAUUGUAAUUUGUACAAAUUGAAUGAUUUUAGAUUUGGUGUGUUAUAAGUAGAAAAGUAGAUUUAACACAAGAAUUAGUGUUCAGAUCACUGGUGAAUUGAGAGCUGCAGCAUCAAUUGUGACUAUGCAAUCUUUUAGUUGUUGCUUCUGAGGUGUCCCUUACUCAUACCCCCGAUCUGAGAGUGACGGACAGUGUUGUGACUUCCAUGGCAUAUUCAGGGCCAUUUGAUGCCCUUGUGACCCCCCAACUCCUGCUUAAGGGGGGCCAGCAGGCUGGAGCGGAUCCGACCAUCGACGAGAUCGUGCGGUCCCAGAUCAGCCACCAGGCCAGCAUCCCCAUGUCUAGACAGCCCACCCAGAGGCACAUCCUGGAGGUGUCCGCAGCACAACAGAGGCAGCAGGAUGUGCUCACCCAGGCACGUAGACAUGGAGACAAAUCAGGUAAUUCCAUUCGUCAGCACCCUAACCCUUUUGAUGAACAAUAUACUCAUGCCAAAAACAGCCGACCUCGUGCUCAUGUGCCUGAAACUUCAUUUAACAAUUAUGAACCUCUUGAUAAUCACAAAAAACCCCCACCCCCACCUGAGGAGCACUUGCCCCCCUCACAAGGGGAUGCCACUGAGGAAACCACUGCCAAGGAGGAGCCAGUGAUGGAGGAAGAGGAGGAGAUUGAUCAUAGAAAACAUGGCCACAAGGGAAAACACAAGGAGAAAGGGGGAAGAAAGAGCAGAAUGGUUGAAGAAACCAAUGUUUUGUACCAGUUUUCACAAGAAAAGAGAGUUCCCUCAUAUGUACCAACUUGUGUGCAGGAAUCCAUUAAUCCCAUAGAGUUAGCACUGGAGAAAAAAUUCUCCGUCGUGAUUCCGCAAGAAAAUAAUGUUCCAUUUCUGACAACGAGGGAGAUUAAAAAUCCAGGCAGGGAAAUUAAAAAUCUGGGCAGGCUAAUUUUGCGUAGAGGGUCAAUUCAAGAUCGCAGUACUUUCCAGCGUAAUUGUUUUCCUCAGUUUAAGUCUGAUCUGAGGAAAUCUUUUGAAGUCUUCUCUUCUUUCACUGGUAUUGAAGCCUUCCUGAAUUGGGUACCUGCGUUUCGAGCUGACAUUUCACUUUCACUUCUAACUGUUGAUGCUUUCUAACUUCUUGGUUUUGUUUUAUUUCAGUUUAAUUUCACACUACUUUUUUUUUAUAUCUAUUAUUUUUUUGAGAUUUACAGCAGUUUCAGGGUAAACAACUUUAAAAAAUAUAAUUUUAUAUGAAUACUAAAACACAAAAAAUCUUGUCA